This is a messenger RNA of Ochotona curzoniae (black-lipped pika), 1238 nucleotides long. RefSeq names its product Tax1 binding protein 3 (gene TAX1BP3). Gene Ontology annotation, molecular function: protein binding. Lineage: Eukaryota; Metazoa; Chordata; Mammalia; Lagomorpha; Ochotonidae. The record is from RefSeq and is a predicted model, not a curated record. Bases 96 to 470 code for a protein of 124 amino acids. Gene Ontology annotation, biological process: neurotransmitter receptor transport postsynaptic membrane to endosome; neurotransmitter receptor transport, endosome to postsynaptic membrane. The transcript is spliced from 4 exons. Gene Ontology annotation, cellular component: postsynaptic membrane; postsynaptic density; adherens junction.
CCGGGGUGCCUUUGUUAAGCGGAGCGGGCGCGGCCGCGGGGAUCCCAGCUGUGCUGCGGGGCUUUGCUGGUGCUGGGGACCGGAUCGGGGUCGCCAUGUCCUACGUCCCGGGCCAGCCGGUCACUGCCGUGGUGCAACGAGUUGAAAUUCACAAGCUGCGUCAGGGUGAGAACUUAAUCCUGGGCUUCAGCAUCGGAGGCGGCAUUGACCAGGAUCCGUCCCAGAAUCCCUUCUCAGAGGACAAGACUGACAAGGGCAUUUAUGUCACACGGGUGUCUGAGGGAGGCCCUGCUGAAAUUGCUGGCUUGCAGAUUGGAGACAAGAUCAUGCAGGUGAACGGCUGGGACAUGACCAUGGUUACACACGACCAGGCCCGGAAGCGGCUCACCAAGCGGUCGGAGGAGGUGGUACGCCUGCUGGUGACGCGGCAGUCGCUGCAGAAGGCCGUGCAGCAGUCCAUGCUCUCCUAGCAGCCCGCUGGGCUCCCCAGCUCGCGCCUAUUUGUACAACGCCACCACUUCCCACGCUCUGUCUGCCCUUCAUCCUGGCUUCUGCUGAGCGCCAGGCCCCAGCUGCUCCCAGAGGCCUGACGCUGCUGCCCCUCCCCACUCCCACCCCAUGCUUCUGGGCCCAGCUUGCUCCCAUGGACACUGAGGGCUGACCAGAAGCAUCUAGAGCCAGGUGGUCACCAGGCUGCUGUGACCCUAGGCUCAGCCCCAAGACCAGGUGCCCAGAAACAUGGAGAGCUGCCAAAGAUGGGAAAUAUCCUAAGGGGGGUAGGGGCUUUUCCCAUUCUGCCCUGGCUGUGGGCUAGGCCCAGCCUCCUGUGUCAUCUCCGUAGUGCCUGCGCCCCAACUCUUCCAUGUUGCCCAUCGGGGGCUGGCCCCACACUACCAGAAGCCUGCCUGGCAAGGAAGGCAGGUGGUAGGCUCCUGGACCCUGACUCCCUGCUUCCCCAGCUGUGUCUGCCUGUAGGCUCUAGCCGAGGUUCAAGGAUGAUAUCUCAGGAUUACUCCAUGCCUGUGGGUUUAACUUUUGUAUUUUUUUAGUCACAACUUUGAUGCAGAGCCUUUUUAUCUUACUGUUUGGAGAUGCCAAUUCUGCUUUGUAAGUUACUAAUUCACAUCUGGGGCGGCCCUGAGCAAGUGGACCAGCCUCCGUGGCUCCUGUGGAAGAGCGGCUGGAGACUGCUGUGCCUACAGCUGAUGUCCAUGCCCAAUAAAUGAUACUGGAAUGCA